Molecule: messenger RNA, 1899 nt
Organism: Condylura cristata (star-nosed mole)
Lineage: Eukaryota; Metazoa; Chordata; Mammalia; Eulipotyphla; Talpidae
Gene: MPP4
Product: membrane protein, palmitoylated 4 (MAGUK p55 subfamily member 4)
Exons: 21
Coding region: 1-1899 (632 amino acids)
Cellular component (GO): plasma membrane; adherens junction
Molecular function (GO): protein binding
Source: RefSeq, a predicted model, not a curated record
AUGAUACAGUCAAACAAAAAAACAGAUCCGCCCAUAAAGAACAUGAAGUUUUCUACAGUGACCACUCCGGAGAGCGAUCCCUCCCAGGUCCUGCGGUGUGUGCUGCAAGACCCAGAUGUGUUCUACAGCAGGGACAUGGCUGGGGUGUGUCUCCUGUACGAUCUCCUCCGCUCUCCGUGGCUGCAGGCUCUGCUGAAGGUUUAUGACUGCCUCCAGGAAUUUCAAGAAAAGAAGCUUGUUCCUGCGAUACUUCAAACACAGGCAUUAUCCCAUGAGGUCAUGGAACUAUUACAUGAAGCCCCAAUUUCCCAUGAGAUCCAAGAACUGAAACAAAUCCUCCAGACUCCACACUUUAAGGCCUUGCUCAGUGCUCACGACACUGUAGCUCAGAAGGACUUUGAACCCCUUCUUCCCCCCUUGCCAGACGAUAUCCCUGAGAGUGAGGAAGCCAUGAAGAUUGUCUGUUUGGUGAAAAACCAGCAGCCCCUGGGAGCUACCAUCAAGCGCCAUGAAAUGACUGGGGACAUCCUGGUGGCCAGAGUCAUCCACGGCGGGCUGGCUGAGAGGAGCGGGUUACUGUCUGCUGGAGAUAAACUGGUGGAAGUGAACGGCAUCUCAGUUGAGGGACUGGACCCUGAGCAAGUCACCCAUAUUCUGGCCAUGUCUGGUGGCACCAUCAUGUUCAAGGUGGUUCCCGUCUUGGAUCCUCCUGUUAAUAGCCAGAAGAUGCUGUACGUUCGUGCCAUGAUGGAGUACUGGCCCCAGGAAGAUCCCUUCAUCCCCUGCAUGGAUGCAGGGUUGCCUUUCCAGAAGGGAGACAUCCUCCAGGUUGUAGACCAAAGUGAUGCCCUCUGGUGGCAGGCCCGGAAAAUCUCAGACCUUGAGACCUGCGUGGGCCUAAUCCCUUCCAGCCACCUACUGAAGAGAAAGCAGCGCGAGUUCUGGUGGUCUCAGCCCCAUCAGCCCCACCCCCACCUCCAAUCAACCAUGAUGAUUUCUAUGGAUGAAGAAGAUGACAUAAAGAUUGACGAGAAAUGUGUGGAAGCAGAUGAAGAAACAUUUGAAUCUGAGGAACUUUCAGAAGACAAGGAGGAAUUUGUUGGCCACGGUCAGAAGUUCUUUGUUGCUGGUUUCCGCCGCAGCCUACGGCUCUCCCGCAGGAGUCACCUCGGCCAGCCGCGUGCCAGUGCCUGCUGUGCCAGCUCAGGUGCGGUGGGUGCCCCUUACGAGGAGGUGGUGAAGUACCAGCGCUGCGCUUCCGACAAGCCCCGCCUCAUUGUGCUCGUGGGACCUUCUGGUGUUGGAGUAAAUGAACUAAGAAGACAACUUAUUGAACUUAAUCCCAAUCAUUUCCAAAGUGCUGUGCCACAUACUACUCGCUCCAAAAAGAGUUAUGAAGUGAAUGGACGUGAGUAUCACUAUGUGUCAAAAGAAACAUUUGAAAACCUCAUGUAUGGUCACAGGAUGCUCGAGUAUGGUGAGUACAGAGGUCACCUGUAUGGCACGAGUUUGGAUGCUGUUCAAGCAGUCCUUGAGGAGGGAAAGAUCUGUGUCAUGGACUUAGAACCUCAGAGUAUCCAGAUGACUCGAACCCAUGAACUGAAACCCUAUGUCAUCUUUAUAAAGCCAUCAAACUUGAGUUGCAUGAAGCUUUCUCGGAAAAAUGCCAAGAUGAUUACAGACUACUAUGUGGAUAUGAAGUUCAAUGAUGAAGAUCUGCAAGAGAUGGAGAAUUUAGCCCAAAAAAUGGAGACUCAGUUUGGUCAGUUUUUUGACCAAGUGAUUGUAAAUGACAACUUGCAAGAGGCAAGUGCCCAGUUGUUGUCUGCGAUUCAGCAGGCCCAGGAAGAGCCUCAGUGGGUACCAGUAACCUGGGCUUCCUCUAAGACUGAUUCUUAA